AUGGCUACCCCUAGUGUUCUAGUCUUUGAUGCUAAGGGUUGGGCUGUUGACUUUAAGGUCUGGGUCGAUGAUCUACAGCUUUUCCUACAGUACGAUAGGAAGGACAGUCUCUCCCUGUUCGAUCUCACGUCUGGCGCCUCUACUGCCCGUGCUGCCGAUGCUGACAGCACUGUUCGCUCCCAGUGGGCCACACGCGAUGCUACUGCCCGUCUUGCUGUGCGUAGUCACUUGCCGUCCACUGAGCACGCGCACUUUAGUCGGUACAAGAGUGCUAAGAUCUUGUACGAUGCUGUAGUUGCACGCUACUCUUCCCCUGCCACUGCUGCCCUUAGCCGCCUCAUGCUGCCGUACCUGUUUCCUGACCUCGCUGCCUUUCCCACUGUCGCUGACCUCGUUACGCACCUUCGCACUAGUGACACCCGCUACCGUGCUGCGCUUCCUGCUGAGGACCACUUCCUCUCUGUUUGCCCCACAAUACUCACCGUUGACCUCCUCGAGGAGCGCCUCCUGGCAGCUGAGAAGAGUAUAGUCGCUGUAGGAGCCUCUCGUGGUGACCCUCGUGCCCCCGUCUUUGAGGGGUGCUCCCCCUCCCCCCUUUUGCCCUCUGUUGCCUCUGCUGCUGCCGUCGACUUCGUUAGCACCGAGUCGGUCGACGCUGCGUCUGCCCCUAGUGGGCGAUGCCGCACCGGCAAGGGUAAGGGGGGUAAGGGUCGGGGUGGGGGUGCUGGUCCUUGUGCCUAUGUCCUGCGUACCGGCGACCGCAAUGGUGAGACGUGCGGUGGCCCGCACACCACCCAGCGCUGCUUCGGCAGCCUGACGGACGCUUGGCGUCUCCAGUUCCCUGACGCCACUGAGAUCCCCCGCUGGGGCGAGCUGCUUAGGUUGGGGGUUGCUAUCUUUGAUCUGGAAUAUGAUGCUAUUCUUGCUGCCAUGUAUGUUGUGUCUACUAGUGAUGAGGGUGACUGUUACCUGUGUGUUCCGCCUGACCCGGGCAUUGAGGCUGCUGCUCUAGGUGCUGGUGAGGCUGCUGCUCUAGGUGCUAGUGCGUCUGCUGCCCCAGGUGCUGGUGAGUCUGCUCUCUCAGGUACCACGUCGGCUCAGGCCUUACACACCUUCACCCUUGACUCGGGUGCUUCCCGCUCCAUCUUUCGAGACCACACCACGCUUACGCCGCUUAGUCGGCCGGUUGCAAUCUCCCUAACGGACCCCUCUGGGGGUCCUGUCCUUGCCCACUUCUCCACUGUCUUACCGUGUCCGGCAGCCCCCUCUGGCACCCUGUCAGGUCUCUACCUCCCCUCGUUCUCUACGGACUAG
Molecule: messenger RNA, 1314 nt
Organism: Closterium sp. NIES-65
Lineage: Eukaryota; Viridiplantae; Streptophyta; Zygnematophyceae; Desmidiales; Closteriaceae
Source: the annotation of a GenBank genome assembly